Messenger RNA from Chenopodium quinoa (quinoa), 1637 nucleotides. Its product is annotated as probable pectinesterase 15. Gene Ontology annotation, molecular function: pectinesterase activity. The coding region runs from base 87 to 1331 and encodes 414 amino acids. The transcript has 5 exons. The record is from RefSeq and is a predicted model, not a curated record. Gene Ontology annotation, biological process: cell wall modification. Lineage: Eukaryota; Viridiplantae; Streptophyta; Magnoliopsida; Caryophyllales; Amaranthaceae.
AUCACAUGAUCACAUACUAUAUAAGAAUUAGUCAUUUCCCUUCAUUGCUUCAUCAUCUUUAACCCGAAACGAGCCGAGCUUUAAUCAUGAAACUCAAAGGCUUGUCUUUGUUUUGGCUCUUAGCCUUUGUCAUUGCACUUCUUUCUAUUGCAUUCACCCUUUUUAUGAACUCUUCAUCUUCUAAUUUACCCCUUGUCAUUAAUAAACAAGCGCGUACUUUGGAUGACUUCCUAGGUGUUCUUAAGGAAUUUGGUGACGGUGUUUGGAGAAGACAUCAUCAUCAUCAUCACCACCAUCACCACCAUCACCCGAAAAGGCCACACGAGACAUGUAGUGAGUUGAAAUUGGGGUCUAUGUUGCCAUCUUUAUACCGCGUUUCUCUUACUUUAACGGUUGGUUUACAUGGUUGUGGUAAUUUUAGUAGUGUACAAAAAGCAAUUGAUGCUGUGCCAGAUUCUAGCUCUUCUUCCACUCUCAUCAUUGUAGACUCUGGAGUAUACAGGGAGAAGGUGACGAUUAAUGCUAACAAAACCAACUUGAUAAUCCAAGGUAAAGGUUAUGAAAGCACAAUAAUUUCAUGGAAUGACACUUCGAAAUCGACCGGCGGCACGGCUUACAGUGCCUCAGUCACAAUUUUUGCUCCAGGAUUUACAGCUUACAACAUCAGCUUUCAGAAUACAGCACCUCAACCAUCUCCAGGAGAUGAAGGAGGGCAAGGAGUGGCACUAAAAAUAUCAAGUGAUGAAGCUGCCUUUUAUGGUUGUGGAUUUUAUGGGUCUCAAGACACACUUAAUGAUGAUCGUGGCAGGCAUUACUUCAAGGAUUGCUUCAUUCAAGGUUCUAUUGAUUUCAUUUUUGGACAAGCUAGAUCACUCUAUGAGAAUUGCACGAUUAACUCGAUAGCUGGGAAUGAACAAGGGGUGGAUGGAUCAAUAACGGCACACGGGAGACAAUCAAAAGAUGAAAACACAGGAUUCUCCUUUGUGAAUUGCAACAUUGGAGGAACUGGUAAAAUUUGGCUUGGUAGAGCUUGGGGACCCUAUUCAACAGUUGUGUUUUCCAAGACAUACAUGUCCGAGGUUGUUUCUCCUGAUGGAUGGAAUGAUUGGAGAGAUCCCUCUAGAGACUCGACUGUUUUCUUUGGAGAAUAUGAAUGCACGGGUCCAGGAGCAAGUUACGCAAAUAGGGUUUCUUAUAGUAAGCAACUAAACCAAAAUGAGGCAGCAUCAUAUUUGGAUGUAUCGUAUAUUGAUGGAAAUGAGUGGCUUCUUCCUCAGCAAAAACUUUCAUUCUAUUCUAUAGACACCGUUAAAGAAGCUGAAUCUAUGUAGAGUUAAUAUACAAAUAGUUGUAUUAAAAUAAUUUAAUACGUACAGAGUACUACUUGUAUGUGCUUACAAUCGAAAGAUUUAAAUCUUUGUAGUUUUCUUUUUCUUUGAUUGGGUUUUAAAGAAUGAUUUCAAGGUGAACUGUAAGUAUGAUCUUUGACAUAAUAUAUUCUAGCAGAAUCUGCAGAAAGCUUACAUUGGAUAUAUUAAAUUGUGCAAUUCGUGUCUUUGGAAGUGCAUUGAAAGAAACUUGUUAUUUUCCAGCAUUGUGAUGAUGAAGAAAAAAAAACCAAGAAUAAAAAGGAUAAA